AUGAGAGGUUUAAUCAAACCUAUUUGCAAAUGUAACCAAGAAAACUUGAGAAGUUUUGUGGAAAAUCAAAAGAAUGACGGAAUCCCAUUUGUUCCUGAACUUGCACUGGAUUUUGCAAAACAGUUAUUCACUGGAAUACAAUACAUUCAUGAUAAACUUGUGGUGCAAAAAGACCUUAAGCCGGACAAUGUGUUUUUAUCCCGCGAUCAGAAAGUCAUUAAAAUUGGUGAUUUUGGCAUAAGCGAAGUUAUCGAGUCAAAGACUCAAACAGUUUACACCAGAAAAGGCCUCGGUACUGACGGUUACAGACCCCCUGAAUCAUUUGUACCUGGAUUUCCAACUUUUUACAAAAAACUGACAUUUAUUCACUGGCUAUCAUUGUUUACUAUGUUUGGAGUGAUGGCGAACAUCCCUUCGGCGAUGAAAGAGACUUAUGGAAUCAUUUCAUGA
Messenger RNA from Styela clava, 450 nucleotides. The record is from RefSeq and is a predicted model, not a curated record. NCBI's taxonomy places the organism in Eukaryota, Metazoa, Chordata, Ascidiacea, Stolidobranchia, Styelidae.